CGCUUCUCGUGGCACAGAUGCAUACCCGGGAGAACAACACUAGCUAGUGAACAACUCACUCAGCCACACGCACACAUGCCUACACACACACACACACACACACAAACCGGAACUCAUCGCAUAGCUGCCUUGGCCUGCCUUCCUCUCUCUCGGACAACACACACCUGUGUCGUUCAGUUUUGUUUGUUGUGCUGGUGUUCGUUGUCGUCUGCCGACGACUCGUCAUCCUCUAUGCCCACGCCAGGGGCCGUCUCCUCGUCGAUCUUGCGCCGCUGCACCAUUGGAGGCACCAACACACUCGUCACCUCAUAGCUGACAGCACAUCACAUCAACGCAUACAGAGGGAGGGAGCGGAGACAUGGUAAGAGAAAGUGACCACCAGACAGAACAGACACCUUGCAGGCGGUUCUGUCACAUGCAGCUGAGCCAAUUUCUCCAUAGCUUCAGGCAGGUCCGGGGAGAGAGGCGACUCCUCGCCUCUCUUGCGCGGUGGAUGAUAGAUCAGAUCACUGUCCUGCUGCUGGCUGUCAGCACCACCGGGGGUGUAGAUGACCUGAUCUUGAUCAUACUGCCUGGCUGACGUCCCCCUGAAGGCAGGUUUGGCUGUCUUGGCACGCAGCGAGGCAUUGAGGCUGUUGCGGCUGCUGGUUGCGCCGCCACGGCUGCCGAGAGACCGCUCCAGGUCCUCCAGGAUGGAGUGAGACACCACACGGCUAUUCUGGAGCCUCUGCAGGCACGUCCCUGCACACACAGGCAAGCACAGGGAAGAGCAAGGGAUGGACCUGGCACCGCACCCAGUGGUACCUUCUGUUGCUUCGAGCUCGGGCAGUUGCGCCUCCAAAGCCAUGACUUCCGCGAAGAGAGCCCUCUCCCUUUCUUCCUGGUCGCCCUUGAGCUCCUGAAGGCGGCGGGCCCGCUCACCGUCGAUGCGCUUUUUCGCCAGCAGCCUCUCGCGGUGCACGACCAUCGCACGAUUGGAGUUGCGAAGAUUUGUGUCGGCCUCCAUCAUCUUCUUCUGUCUCAGGUAAUCCUGGCUCUCGGCGCGUGUGUUUUCUGCACUCUGCUGCUUGGACUUGAUGAACUCGUAGCUCGCCAUCUGCCUGCUGCUGCUGUGAGACAUCCGCUGCUGCGCCGCCUUGUCUUUGUUGGCACAAACCUCGCUCUCUUUGUAGUGCGAAAUGGCCUUGUCGGCCAUCUUUUUCUCUGCAGUCAACACAAAGCCACUUCUGCGAUGAAACCCGCCCAUUGCAAAGCAGGGUUCUUCUCACCGAGUGUGCGGGCCCUGCCAUCCUCAAUCCUGGAUGCGUGCCUCCUGACCUCGUCCAGGUCUCGCCAGAUCUUUUCCUCUUCUCGCUUGAAGUAAGAAAUGCGGUUCUGCACAUGACAAGAAGGGAUACGGCCGCAUUCAUGCCGAGGGUCUUGUGGACCUUCUGACCUUGAGGGCUUUGGAAUUCUGUUCGAGCUGCUUCUUGCGUCGAAGGGCUUCGUGGAAGGUCAGGGGCCUGUGGGUGCCAAUCGAAAUGGGAUCUUGCUGAUGUUCAGCCAUCGCGAAAGGCCCUUUGAUGAUUGGAGCUCGCCUUCUGCUUUUUCCUUCGCUCACGGAGCGGCUACGGCCGGAAACGGGAGAGCCCGCGAG
This is a messenger RNA of Vitrella brassicaformis, 1636 nucleotides long. NCBI's taxonomy places the organism in Eukaryota, Vitrellaceae. The record is from the annotation of a GenBank genome assembly.